Messenger RNA from Anolis carolinensis (green anole), 4226 nucleotides. RefSeq names its product solute carrier family 12 member 7 (gene slc12a7). Gene Ontology annotation, cellular component: plasma membrane. Gene Ontology annotation, biological process: chloride ion homeostasis; chloride transmembrane transport; potassium ion import across plasma membrane. The transcript has 26 exons. Lineage: Eukaryota; Metazoa; Chordata; Lepidosauria; Squamata; Anolidae. The record is from RefSeq and is a predicted model, not a curated record. The coding region runs from base 212 to 3616 and encodes 1134 amino acids. Gene Ontology annotation, molecular function: potassium:chloride symporter activity.
AGUCCGUGAGUCAGAGGCGUGAGGGAAGAAGGCGCGGCGGCAGCGGCGGGGCCUUCCUCCUUUUCUUCCCGCCCAGAGGGAGAGACUCCUAGACAAAGAGGGCGGGGAAGAAAAGGCCGCCCCUGUUCCCUUCCCGCCGUGGUUGCGGGGCGGGAGGGAGGAAAAGGGAAGGAAGGAGAGAGGGGAGGAAGGACUGACUGACUGGGCCACCAUGCCCACCAACUUCACCGUGGUGCCGGUGGAAGCGCCUGAGGGAAACACCGACGGAGGAGAAGGAGAAGCAGAAGCAGAGCGCGGGGAAGAGGAGGGGCCCGGCUGCGAGCGCUGCAACCGGUGGCAGCCUCGAAGGGAGAGCGGAGUCGGUGAUGGGAUUCCAAGAGAAAGUAGUCCAUUUAUCAACAAUGCAAGCAUGGAGGGGGAAAACAUCUAUGAAGGCAAAAAUAUGGCUCUUUUUGAGGAAGAAAUGGAUAGCAACCCCAUGGUAUCAUCUCUUCUUAAUAAGCUAGCAAACUAUACCAAUGUAACUCAGGGAGUGGUAGAACAUGAAGAAGAUGAUGACAGCAAACGCAAAGAAAUUAAGGCUCCACGUAUGGGCACUUUCAUAGGCGUAUACUUGCCCUGCCUACAAAAUAUUUUAGGUGUUAUCCUGUUUCUGCGACUGACUUGGAUUGUGGGAACAGCAGGAGUACUUGAAUCUUUCAUCAUUGUAUUCAUAUGCUGUUCUGGCACUAUGUUAACGGCAAUAUCAAUGAGUGCAAUAGCAACAAAUGGUGUUGUUCCAGCUGGUGGCUCGUAUUACAUGAUUUCAAGAUCAUUAGGGCCAGAGUUUGGUGGAGCUGUGGGACUCUGUUUUUAUUUGGGCACCACUUUUGCCGGGGCCAUGUAUAUUCUUGGUACAAUUGAAAUUUUAUUGAAAUACAUUGCGACCAAUGCUGCUAUUUUUACUGGAGGCGAGGAAGCCACUUUAAACAAUAUGAGAGUGUAUGGCACUUGCAUCCUUGCACUGAUGGCCAUAGUGGUGUUUGUGGGAGUCAAAUAUGUCAAUAAGCUUGCACUAGUCUUCUUGGCUUGUGUAAUUCUUUCAAUUAUUGCCAUUUAUGCUGGAGUUAUUAAAACUGCAUUUGAUCCACCAGAUUUUCGUAUCUGUCUUCUUGGAAACCGUACAUUACUGAGUGGUGAUCACAUUUGUGCCAAAUAUGUUAUUGAAAACAAUGUAACAGAGACUACUCUACUCUGGAAAAAAUUCUGUAGUGAUGAUCCAUCUCUGAAUGCUACAUGCGAUGAAUAUUUUCGUCUAAAUAACGUCACAGAAAUUCAAGGAAUUCCUGGCGUUGCAAGUGGAGUCCUGUUUGAUAAUUUAUGGAGUGUAUAUCGAGAAAAAGGAGUAAUUAUAGAGAAACAGGAUAUGCCAUCAGUUCCUGUUCCAUCUCUGGAAGAAGUUAAAGAAAAAUCUGAUGCUUAUGUGUAUACAGAUAUUAUGACCUACUUUACUAUGUUGGUUGGAAUUUAUUUUCCAUCUGUGACAGGCAUCAUGGCAGGUUCAAACAGGUCUGGAGAUCUUCGAGAUGCUCAAAAAUCUAUUCCAACUGGAACAAUUCUAGCCAUUUCAACUACAUCAUUUAUCUAUCUGUCCUGUAUAAUUCUGUUUGGUGCCUGUAUCGAAGGAGUGGUCUUGAGGGACAAAUUUGGAGAAGCAGUUAAUGGAAAUCUAGUGAUUGGUACAUUGGCAUGGCCCUCUCCAUGGGUUAUUGUAAUUGGCUCAUUCUUUUCCACAUGUGGUGCUGGUCUCCAGAGCCUCACUGGUGCUCCCCGGCUCCUCCAGGCAAUUGCAAGAGAUGGCAUUGUACCAUUUCUACAUGUAUUUGGUCAUGGAAAAGCAAAUGGAGAACCCACAUGGGCUUUGCUCCUGACUGCACUAAUAUGUGAGAUAGGCAUUCUCAUAGCUUCGCUCGAUAGUGUGGCUCCAAUCCUUUCUAUGUUUUUCCUAAUGUGCUAUCUCUUUGUGAACUUGGCAUGUGCCGUUCAGACCCUUCUCCGUACACCAAACUGGAGACCUCGUUUCAAGUAUUAUCAUUGGACUCUUUCAUUCUUGGGGAUGAGUUUGUGUCUUGCCUUGAUGUUUAUUUGUUCUUGGUACUAUGCCUUGGUGGCCAUGCUAAUAGCGGGAUGUAUUUACAAAUAUAUAGAAUACAGAGGAGCUGAGAAAGAAUGGGGAGAUGGAAUCCGUGGUUUAUCCUUGAAUGCUGCCCGUUAUGCCUUGCUUAGGGUUGAACAUGGCCCUCCUCAUACCAAAAAUUGGAGGCCUCAAGUCUUGGUUCUGUUGAAUUUGGAUUCAGAACAGUUAGUGAAACAUCCUCGGCUGCUUUCAUUCACUUCUCAGUUGAAAGCUGGAAAGGGAUUGACCAUCGUUGGAUCUGUACUCCCAGGAAUAUAUUUAGAUAAAUACACUGAAGCUCAAAUGGCAGAGGAGAAUAUUAGAUCCUUAAUGGGAGUAGAGAAAACCAAGGGAUUUUGCCAGAUUGUGGUAUCAUCCAGUCUCAGAGAUGGAAUUUCCCAUUUGAUACAAUCGGCUGGUCUUGGAGGGAUGAAACAUAAUACUGUCUUAAUGGCCUGGCCGCAGUCUUGGAAGCAAACUGAUAAUCACUUCUCUUGGAAGAAUUUUGUAGAUACUGUACGAGAAACAACAGCUGCCCACCAAGCCCUUCUAGUUGCUAAAAACAUUGAUUUAUUCCCAAUGAAUCAAGAGCGCUUCACUGAAGGUAACAUUGAUGUUUGGUGGAUUGUUCAUGAUGGUGGCAUGCUGAUGUUACUUCCUUUCCUACUACGACAGCACAAGGUGUGGAGAAAAUGCAAAAUGCGUAUUUUCACUGUGGCUCAGAUGGAUGACAAUAGCAUUCAAAUGAAAAAAGACCUUCAGAUGUUUCUGUACCAUCUUCGACUUAAUGCUGAGGUGGAAGUUGUUGAAAUGUUUGAAAAUGAUAUUUCAGCCUUCACAUAUGAAAAGACUCUUGUGAUGGAACAGCGAUCUCAGAUGCUAAAACAGAUGCAACUCUCUAAGAAUGAAAGGGAAAGGGAGAUUCAGAGCAUCAGUGACGAAUCUCGUAGCUCAAUCAAAAGGAAGAGCCGCUCUAGCCCACAGUGUAUUACUCAAGAUGUAGACAGUCUGCUACCUAAUGACAUUCAAGAGGAUGAGGCUCAGUUAAUCCAUGAUAGAAAUACUGCCUCCCACUCAACUGGAAUGGUUAAAUCCCACACUGCUAUAACUACACCAGAAAAAGUACAAAUGACAUGGACAAAAGAAAAACUUAUAUCUGAAAAACAUAAAAAUAAAGAAACCAGUAUGAUGAAUUACAAAGAUAUCUUCAAUAUGAAACCAGAAUGGGGAAAUCUGAACCAAUCCAAUGUGAGAAGGAUGCAUACUGCUGUCAAGCUUAAUGGGGUUGUGCUAAACAAGUCACAGAACGCCCAGCUGGUGUUGCUGAAUAUGCCUGGACCUCCAAAAAACAGACAAGGGGAUGAAAAUUAUAUGGAGUUCUUGGAGGUUUUGACAGAAGGCUUGAACAGAGUACUGUUGGUGCGAGGAGGAGGUCGUGAAGUCAUCACCAUUUAUUCCUAAUUAUUUUACUGAACGCACAAAUAUCUCUAGUAGCAACAUCUGUUUUUGGAUUUCAGUGCAGAACCUUGGCAAAUUGUGGACUAAUGACUUUGAGCCAGCCUUGUGUUUCUUGCAUACAGAAUAGAAUCCAAGAGUUAAAACCUAUUUUUUCUUUCCCAAAAUUAUGUAAGCAAAAUUGUUUCCUACAUAGAACUCUUAACAUUUGUAUUUACUGAGGAAAUGUGUUAUACAUCUGUAUAUUUUUUUAAUGUAGAAAACAGGGAGACUUUUUUUGCUCUUGGGUUGAGUAUGGGUUAUGAAGGGACAUUCUUUUUGCACAUAAAUUCUAAAUAUGGCAAAUGGAAUAUAUGGGGGUUUUGUCAUAGGAACAGACAUUUAAGUUCUUAGUACUUUUUAUAAUGGUGAAAGAGAGAUAAGAGGUUUCAAGGAAAUAUUUUUUUAAAAGUCUGGUCUCCAUAUUUUGUACUAUUGAUCCUGCUGACUGAUAAGCAGGUUCUGUUUACCUAUCAAGUCUCCCCGGUUUUGUGUUCAUAUUCAGCCACAAAUAUGUGAAUUGUUUAGCACUGUAUUUUAAUUAAAGAUCGCUGGUUGAAUAAAAUUCUUCAAUUUA